Molecule: messenger RNA, 1857 nt
Organism: Striga asiatica
Lineage: Eukaryota; Viridiplantae; Streptophyta; Magnoliopsida; Lamiales; Orobanchaceae
Source: the annotation of a GenBank genome assembly
AUGGCGGGUGGAGGAUUUGUGCCCGGCCCGGGCGGCGGGAAGGAAUAUCCCGGCAACCUGACGACCUACGUCAUCGUGACCUGUGUUAUUGCGGCCAUGGGCGGACUUAUCUUCGGCUACGACAUCGGAAUUUCAGGCAAUUUGGAUCUGAAAAUGACUUUCCGUUUUUGCUUUCCGUUUUGCUGUUUUAUUUACUUAUUCGAUUUUUUGUUCUUUUCGAUUGGGACAGGCGGCGUGACGUCGAUGGAUCAAUUUCUGGAGAAAUUCUUCCCGUCGGUUUACCGGCGGCAGCGGGCGGACUCCUCGACGAAUCAGUACUGCAAGUUCGACAGCGUGACGUUGACGGUGUUCACGUCGUCGCUGUACCUGGCGGCGCUGUGCUCGUCUGUGGCGGCGUCGUGGGUGACGAGGCGGCUCGGGAGGAAGCUGUCGAUGCUGAUGGGGGGAGUGCUAUUCUGCGCUGGGGCUUUACUUAACGCGUUUGCGCAGGCCGUUUGGAUGCUCAUCGUCGGCCGGAUUCUUCUCGGUUUCGGCAUUGGUUUUGCCAAUCAGUCAGUGCCUCUGUACCUCUCGGAGAUGGCUCCAUACAAAUACCGUGGGGCCCUCAACAUCGGAUUCCAGCUGUCAAUCACAAUCGGCAUCCUAGCCGCCAACGUCCUCAACUACGGCUUCGCCAAGCUGGACGGCAGCCUCGGCUGGCGGCUCAGCCUCGGUGGAGCCACGGUCCCGGCCCUCAUCAUCACCAUCGGCUCCCUUGUCCUCCCCGACACCCCAAACUCCAUGAUCGAACGCGGGGCCCGCGAGAAGGCCCGCGCCCGCCUCCGCAGGAUCCGAGGCGUCAGUGACGUGGACGACGAGUUCCACGACCUCGUGGCCGCCAGCGAGGCAUCUCGAAAAAUCGAGCACCCGUGGAGGAACCUCUUGCGGAGGAAGUACCGGCCCCACCUGACGAUGGCCGUGGCAAUCCCCUUCUUUCAACAGCUGACGGGGAUUAAUGUCAUUAUGUUCUAUGCGCCCGUUCUCUUCAAGACUAUUGGGUUCGGGAGCGAGUCGUCGCUUAUCUCGGCCGUGGUCACGGGGAGCGUCAAUUUCGUGGCUACGGUUGUCUCGAUUUACGGCGUGGAUAAGUGGGGGAGGAGGUUUUUGUUCCUCGAGGGUGGCAUCCAAAUGCUCAUAUGUCAGAUUGUGGUUUCGAUCUUGAUCGGCAUGAAGUUUGGCGUGAGCGGUGAACCGGGGGUGCUUCCCAAGUGGUACGCGUCGGUGGUGGUCCUCUUCAUAUGCGUCUACGUGGCGGGCCUUAACGUGUGCGUAAACAUGUUCUUCACGUUCGUCGUGGCCCAAGUCUUCCUCACCUUGCUAUGCCACCUCAAGUUCGGGCUAUUCCUCUUCUUCGGGUUCUUUGUGGCGGUCAUGACCGUCUUCAUCUACUUCUUCUUGCCGGAGACGAAGAAUAUCCCGAUAGAGGAGAUGGCGGUUGUGUGGAAGCGCCAUUGGUUCUGGUCGAGGUUCGUCGAGGACGAGAAAGUAAUUUUCUCCGCCAUCUAUCCCUCUAUCCCCGGUGGAUUCGCGCGACGUCGGCCGCUCAUCGACGGGACUCUCCCCAUGGACGAGACCUUCGACGAACCCGUUUCAGCCUCCGUAACCCGGUUCGACCUCCGUCUCAUCACUGCGAGAUGUGCCCGCCGCCAGUGCAAGAUCCACAAGCGAUGGGAGUUCGAGGACUGGGCACCCCGCACAAAGCCAAUGAAAUUUUUCGCCUCGAGAACGAAACGCGCAAAAAAUUCCGGCGGAGGCGAGGACAAGCGGAGGGCGGCGAGUUCCUUGAGCUUCCGGUUGCAGGGGGAGAAAGAUCUAUGA